Xylaria bambusicola is the source of this 1524-nucleotide messenger RNA. RefSeq lists its product as uncharacterized. The record is from RefSeq and is a predicted model, not a curated record. The transcript has a single exon. Lineage: Eukaryota; Fungi; Ascomycota; Sordariomycetes; Xylariales; Xylariaceae. The coding region runs from base 274 to 1251 and encodes 325 amino acids. Gene Ontology annotation, molecular function: protein binding.
CACAUUCAUUUUUGAAACUUAAACGACGUCUGGGGCGUAAUGAGAUAUUGGAAGGAUCAAGAUUUUCAUUUGGUGCUGUGACUUAAAACUGCGACAUUGUGCCAUCGCCCGACGACGACCUGGCAUGAAUGCUCCGACUAAAAUCAUAUUUGAGGUGACGUCAUCUUGAUUGGUGGCUUGAGCCUCACUCGAUAACCCCAACUGUAAGAUUGAUGGCAGGAAAGGCACUCGUACGCGUCGUUGACACCAUAACAACAAAGAAGGCAGAGACAAAUGCCGCCAACGAUGGAAAAUGAGGGUCAAGAUUCUGGUGGCAAUGAUUGGACCACCGACCGUAACGCCUAUACUACAAGCGCAUCCGCCAUUGAAAGCAACUCGAUACCUGACCUUCAAAAGUCUCUGGCUCUUGCGCGUGACUUUUUCGACGACGACGAAUAUGCUCAGUUCCGUGAAGAGGUAUUCCGCGAUAUCUUAAGCUACAACUCGAUGGAUCUUUUAUUGUACAUGCUCGACUAUGAACGAAUACCCAUAACGAUGGUAACCCCCAACUCUAUUUUCCAGUGGGCUUCAAAAUCUCUCAUCGAUGCACUUACCAGCCGUGGAUGGGAUGUGGACGCCAUGGACCCCCCUGCUUUCAAUGGCAAGCGUCUUCUGGACUACUUCGUUCGAGAGCGAUAUGGAAAAGAAGACUUAGCGCGCUGGCUAGUCCAGGAGAAGGGAGCAACUGUCACUAGCAGAGGUUCAUGUCCUCCUAGUGAUAGGGACGUAAUGCGAACACCACUACUUGAGACCUGUGCGGCGUUUGGAACCGUAUCUAUGCUCACAUUCCUUGAGCGGGAGGGCGCAAAUCCCACCUCACGAAUGCUGCAUGUCGCAGUUGAGGUAGCUGCUGGAAGAGGUGUCGAUCCCGACUCUGACCUUUCACAACAACCUCAAGACAGACACGAUAGAAGUGUCGAGAUGUUACACUACCUCGUUAUUAAGCGUCAGAUGAGUGUAAAUGCAAUAGACACCGAUGUCUGUCCCAAGGGUGGCACCGAUAUAUACUGGGGAACACCAAUCUGUUAUGCUGCGCGAUGCAGUAAAGGGGCACAAGUUGUACGAUGGUUGCUCAAGAAAGGUGCCGACCCUACUAUAAGGAGCACAUGCUCAGGAAUGGAUGCUAUAGCAUGCGCUAGGGAGGCUAAAUGUGACGAGAUUGUGUCCAUUCUAGAAGAUUGGAGAGGGGAGAGAUACAAAAACGAAGUUUAAGGGGUGAUUUUCUAGCGUUCGAGAUGCUUGUAACACAAUUGUGAGAGAAAAUGUAGUGUGCACCCAAAAUACGGAAGCAACGUAAUGACUUCCCAUUUACGAGCUAUGCUGGCUACAUGCAAUAUUUUCGUUAUACACUCCGUAUAUCGUAAUCGAAGAGCUUAUAACAGAAUUUCUUUUUGGAUAAUUACACUGCAUCAUUAGCAACUCUUAUGUACCUCAUCAAAACUGAGCGUACCAAGCGAGACAAGGUGCUCUCUCUCUCUUUCCUAG